AUGGAAGGCUCAGAGAGCGUGCAGACGCUCAUUGAUCGGUUCGAGCGAAUGGCUCGUGCUCAUGUUUCACCUCCAGCUUCGAACUCUCGCUUCGUAUCGAAGCGGAAGACGAGGGCGAUGUUGGAGUCCAGUGAUUUGCCCGUGAAGAAUAUCAUUCAUUGCAUGAACAGGCAGCGCUUGUGUGGUCUGCCCACGCCCGUGCACAUGGUUGCGGAGCAAGAGAAGGAGACUGUAGAGGUUCGAGAGAAGGUACUGGAUGAAGAGGAGAGUGCCAAGUCUAAAGAAGAGCUGCUGAAGGAAGGGGGGACGGAACUUACGGGCGAGGAGUUACUGGAUGUGAAGGACGCUGCAGAGGAGCUAUGGGGGGAGGAGGAGACUCCUGAACCUGAAGAGGAAGUGCUGGAUGGGGACGAGCAAGAGGCUGCACGUGCUGAUCCAUACGGGUCGGUUGCAUGCAAAGAUCGUGCUGCUGAUACGCUACAUCCAGAUGACACCACUACUCACAGUUCUUACGAUACGAUCAAGUCCGCUUUCUACGAUAUAGCGCCAUGCAGCCCGUCGGCUUCUUCAACCGCCUCUACAGGCUCUCUGGACUCGUUUUUCAACUCAUUCGAUAGCUGUUUGCCCGAGCAACUGCAGACAGCAGGUGAGACCAGCGCAGAAGGCUUUAGGGCUGUCAGACCUGCCGCCAUUGACUGCUCAAGACGUUCUACUUUCUACGAAGAUCGACGACCAGUGAUGACCUCCAAGCUGACCCCGCCAAUCCAAUACCGGCGUCGUAUGCUCACUCGGAUGCCGUCAUCCACGAACACUACGGUUCUUGCCUACAAGUCAGAGUCACCGCGCCCAUUUCUUAAAUCGGAGCGGGGCGUCACGGCAUCAUCGCCAUCGACCAGGACUCCCUCAACUUCAUCGUCUACCCCUCGAUACAUGGACUACGACAGUGCGCCGCGCUUUGUUGCCACCAAGGCUUGGAACAUGGAGCGUCGUCGGCAGCUGGAAGAGCGCCACCGCAUUCAAGCCACCAAAAACGCUAGGCCUCCUAAAAGCAGCAAACAAUCAUCUCCGACAAUACGCGUCAAUGGUACAGGCCCGCCUGAAGCAGGUUCGACCACGACUACCUGUGAAAGUGAUGGAAUCAUCCAGACCAAGUUCGGUCGUACCUGCUCGAUGCCAGGGAUAUCAAGCAGCACGCAGAGAACCCGGCAAUUGCGGCGAUGCCAAAGCAGGAAAUCCCCAUGUCCAUCCGCGCCUUAA
Molecule: messenger RNA, 1257 nt
Organism: Peronospora matthiolae
Lineage: Eukaryota; Oomycota; Peronosporomycetes; Peronosporales; Peronosporaceae
Source: the annotation of a GenBank genome assembly